CUUUUGCAGGCUACAUGUGGCACCUGGUCAUUCAAAUGGUCAAUUUUAGGGGCAGAAGUGCCCAAACCAUGAGUUCUCAAAACUCUCUGAAAAAUGGCUCCCAGCAAGUUAAGCAAUUCUGAAAGGCAUUCUCCUGGAAAAGUCUGUGGAGGAGCAAAGGAUGUCCCUGGAAAAAAUGUGGUCAUAUAUAAAGAUGGAAAGUCUUGAAAAAUGCAGACUCUCGGUGGAAACGAAGCGCUGGCUACAAAGUCUCUUAUGGCAGAUUAUCAUCAUAUAAGAACUGCCUGGGUACCGGAAAAGAUGACUGACUGAGAGCCUGGGGCAGGAAGCCAUUCCAUGAUCCUUUUCAAAUCUGGAGAGGUCUGUCGGGGGCGGCCAUUGGCAGAGGAACGUCACGUGACGGAAGGGGGGGCGCCAAUGUUCGGCUUCAAGGGUGUCAAGACCCUGUCAGUGUGUGAAAUAAAUACUGGGAUACAACGAAAUGCAAAAAACGACCUACUACGACACUUCGGCGAUCUACGGCGGCUACCCCUACCAAGGAGCAAACGGUUUCACUUAUAAUGCGGGUCAUCAGCAAUAUCCUCCGUCUUCGGCGCUGGUGGAAAGCGAGUACCAUCGCCCGGCCUGCUCCCUGCAGUCCCCUGGCAGCGCUGUGGCCCACCACAAGGCCAAUGACAUCAACGACAGUUGCAUGAGAACCAUUGGGGGCCAGGGGGGCCAGGCUCAGGGCCUCCCGGAAUCACAACAGCCCCCACCACAGCCUCUGCAGCAGCCGGCUCCGCCACCACCGUCCCAACAGCCCCAGCAGCCGUCUCAGCCCCCUGGUCCUCCGGCUCCAUCAUCCUCACAGCCCCCUCCCUCUGGGUCACCACCUCAAAAUGCCAGCAGCAACCCAGCCCCUACCAAGAGUCCCAUGCUCAAUUCGCCUACUAUGUCCAAACAGAUCUUUCCCUGGAUGAAAGAGUCUCGUCAAAACACAAAGCAGAAAAACAGCAGCUCCAGUUCAGGUGAGAGUUGCUCUGGCGAUAAAAGCCCCCCCGGGCAGGCAUCUUCCAAGAGGGCUCGAACAGCUUACACAAGCGCCCAGCUGGUGGAGCUGGAGAAGGAAUUCCACUUCAAUAGGUAUCUGUGUAGGCCCAGGAGGGUCGAGAUGGCCAACUUGCUCAACCUUACUGAGAGACAGAUCAAAAUCUGGUUUCAGAACCGCAGGAUGAAAUAUAAAAAGGAUCAGAAGGGCAAGGGUAUGAUGACAUCCUCCGGUGGGCAGUCCCCCAGCCGAAGCCCGGUUCCUCCUGGUGCUGGGGGGUACCUAAACUCUAUGCAUUCUCUGGUCAACAGUGUUCCCUACGAGCCCCAGUCGCCCCCGUCCUUUAGCAAGCCUCAUCAGAACACCUAUGGCCUCCCCAACUCCUACCCAGCUGCCCUUAACAGCUGCCCACCUCCUCAGAAGCGAUACUCGGGGACUGCCUCGGUCGCUCCAGAUUACGACCCUCACCCCCUCCAAGGCAACAGUAGUUAUGGGACUCCACACUUACAGGGAAGCCCCGUCUUCGUGGGGGGCAACUAUGUGGAGCCCAUGAGUAAUUCCGGGUCUUCCAUCUUUGGUCUGACUCAUCUCCCUCAUCCGGUCUCAGCCAACAUGGACUAUGGGGGGGCCGGGCCCAUAGCUAACAACCAUCAUCAUGGACCUUGUGAGCCCCACCCCACCUACACAGACCUUACAGCUCACCAUCCUUCUCAGGGAAGAAUUCAGGAGGCGCCCAAAUUGACCCAUCUGUGAUGGACCUCGGGGUUGAGUGGACACAAAGUCAACCCACUUCUGUCUUUUUAGUUCUGUUGUGAUUUUUUUUUGCUUUCUUUAAAAAAAUUGAUCCUUCCCUGUCUCUCCUCUCUUCUCUCUCCCUUCCCCCAUCCCCUCUUUUGUUUUCUUGGGUAAAGCCUUUUUAUAGUUUAUAUGACGUAGCAAUAUUCGUUGCUUGAAUGGCUCUAGAGUUUCCAUGGUGAUAUUUAUCUGCCCCCAACUCGAGUCCUCUGGCUCUCCUUGGCUGGGGGGGGGGGAAGGGGAGGCGAGAGGAAGGGCCUUCCUUCCUUCACCUUCUUUACUCUUUUAUCAGAAACAGGGUAUAUGAACAAAUUUUCUAGCCGAGUUCUUCAAUGUGAAUUUGUUCGUACAUUAUGGCUCCCGAGGGGAAGCGAUUAAGUUGUGUUUUAUUAUUAUUAAUUAUUAUUUUUAGUUGUUUUUUUUAUUGCACUUCUUUUAAAGAGCGAGAAAGGAUAUCAAAGGGCGCUUUGAAACAGGGUCUCCCUGGACAAUAAUGAAUCUGUGUCCGUCUCUCAAUGUGUGUAUGCUGGUGAACAGUCAGAUUUAUUUAUAUUUUUUGCAAACAUUGAGUAAUCUAAGUGUUUAAAUAUUAUUUAUCCCCAUCCGUUCAUAUUUAUAUUAAAAAAUCCCCCUGCUCCCCAAAUCUAUACCCUGAUUGUUCAGGAGCUUUCUUCUGACCUUUUGUUCAGUAGCAGAUUGGCGUUCCUACGACAGUUUGGUUCGACAGGGAAAGAGAAUUCUUUUAUCAAGAUGGUAAAGAUUGUAACAAAACCAGAGAGAAGCUACUUUGUUUAUUUUUUAUUUUUGCCAACAAUACUUUAUGCUUGUAACAGCGGGCUAAACGGACCCCCCCCCCAACAAUCUGUAAACGUGAAAAAAAAUCAAGAUUUGUUUCGAGAGGUCUACAUUCCUUGCUGCUCACGUUCUGAAAAAAACAAAAACAA
Dromiciops gliroides (monito del monte) is the source of this 2766-nucleotide messenger RNA. It is a transcript of the gene HOXA3, whose product is annotated as homeobox A3. Gene Ontology annotation, cellular component: nucleus. Gene Ontology annotation, molecular function: DNA-binding transcription factor activity, RNA polymerase II-specific; RNA polymerase II cis-regulatory region sequence-specific DNA binding. NCBI's taxonomy places the organism in Eukaryota, Metazoa, Chordata, Mammalia, Microbiotheria, Microbiotheriidae. Gene Ontology annotation, biological process: regulation of transcription by RNA polymerase II. The record is from RefSeq and is a predicted model, not a curated record.